Apodemus sylvaticus (European woodmouse) is the source of this 684-nucleotide messenger RNA. RefSeq names its product transmembrane protein 225 (gene Tmem225). Lineage: Eukaryota; Metazoa; Chordata; Mammalia; Rodentia; Muridae. Gene Ontology annotation, biological process: negative regulation of phosphatase activity. The record is from RefSeq and is a predicted model, not a curated record. The transcript is spliced from 4 exons. Bases 1 to 684 code for a protein of 227 amino acids.
AUGACGCACAUCCCAAACAGAAGUAUCCAGGCUGCCAACAUAUUAUUCUCCUCGGGUGCCAUAUUUCUGUUGAUAGUAGGAUUCAUCAUGGAAAACUGGGUGGAAUUAGUUCCCAAAGUGAGAAAGGAUAAAACUACCCACAGUCCAUGGCUGGGAUGCUGUCCUCCGUUUUGGCCUGAAGAGAGCCUGGACGUGGUCAGACGGAUGAUGAUGAUGACGCUCAACAUUGCCAUCUAUCUAAACUUGAUCAUAGGUCUGCAGUACACCUAUAUGCUUUCUCAAAAUAAGUGUGUGCAUCUCUUUGUUGGCUUCCUGAGUUUCUUCGAAGGAUGCCUUUUGUUCUAUGCAAUCAUUGUGUAUCAUCACAAGCUAAAUGAAGGUCAGUAUGUAUACUUCGUUAAUUACAAGACCAAAUGGAUAGCUUUCACUGUCUACUUAACCAUCGCCCUCUUUCUUACCUGUGGUAUCUUCUGUUUCAUACAGAGCACAAAUAGAUGUGCAUGCAUGAAAUUCUGUAUACCCCACACAGAAAGCAAAAGCCAAAAUCCGACUCAGAGCACAAUCCAAGUUAUUUCACUUCCACCACGAACCGCAAUGCCUCGGAGCAUUGUCCAUGUGCACUCUGUGACUUCAAAGGAGGCUAAAUCACAUCUCCAAGCACGUCGAGUAACCUGGGCUCUGUGA